Messenger RNA from Dothidotthia symphoricarpi CBS 119687, 963 nucleotides. RefSeq lists its product as uncharacterized. NCBI's taxonomy places the organism in Eukaryota, Fungi, Ascomycota, Dothideomycetes, Pleosporales, Dothidotthiaceae. The record is from RefSeq and is a predicted model, not a curated record. The transcript has 2 exons. The coding region runs from base 1 to 963 and encodes 320 amino acids.
AUGUCCACCGAAAACGCUCAACAGCCGCCCGCCCCCGAACUACCAGACUACGUCACAGACCCCAACGCCGUGCUCAAAGACGAGGGCGUAAAAUGGAGAUAUGGCAGAGCACCAGACUACACCAAGACGCGCAAAGUCUUUGAAGAAACAAAGGAAAAAACCCACGCCCCCCUCUCCCUCCCCCAACUCGUCGAGAACCUCGUCAAAAACUGGGAAAUAGAAGCCUCCUUCAAGCCGCACCUCCCAGACUGGCGCACCAUCGACCCUCAGGCAUACAGUUUCGCCAUCAACGCCUCGGAGCCGGAACCCGCAUCGCACAUGCUGAAGCUCGGGACCUACAACGCCAUCAUCGCGGCGAACGAGUACUACUCGCCUGAGCACUCCGACUUCGCCUCGUCGCAUAAGACGUUCAAGCGCAUGAUGCCCGCCUUCGCGUGGGAAGUGCUGGAAGUGUACUCUGGGCCGCCGGUCGUAGCGUUCCGGUGGCGGCACUGGGGCGUUAUGGCGGGGGACUACGUGGGGAUUAACAAUAAGGGGGAGAAGGUGCGGGCGAAGGCGCACGGGGGGACGAUAGAUAUCCAGGGCGUGACGGUGGCGAGCGUGAACGAGAAGCUGCAGUUGCGGGAUGUGCGGACGUGGUUUGAUCCGAUGGAUAUGUUUCGCCAGAUUGCGCCGGAGGGAGACGUCGAGAGGGAGGUGCUGGGGAAGGGGGUGCGGCCGGCGGAUGUGGUUGAGGGUGCGCAGGCGGAGGCUGGGGUUCAGGCUGUGCCUGACGAGCAGACGUUGCCUGAUGAGACGAUUGAUGCGUCGGCGUUGGCGCGGGCGCAGGCUGCGGGGUGUCCGUUUGCGGUUGCUGUGAGCGAUGCGGAGGUUGGGCUGGACCAGCUACCUGCUGGUCAUCCGUCGGUGGAAGAGCCGGUUCGCGGGGACGAGAAUCUUGCUAUGCCUGGGGCGUUUCAUUGA